AUGCUGGUGUGGAAUCCGGAUAAUAUUAAAGAUGUCGCUGAAUCGGUUGGUAUCAGUGCCUUAAACGAUGACGUUGUUGAUCAUCUCGCGCGAGACGUCGAGUAUCGCAUCGCCCAGGUUCUUGAAGAAUCGCAUCGCUUUAUGAGGCACGGCAAACGCACGUUGCUCACGACGCAGGACGUCUCAAAUGCUCUGAGAGUACUUGAUGUUGAGCCUCUAUAUGGUUAUGAGUCUACACGACCACUGAGGUUUGGGGAGGCUACAAUAGGCCCGGGGCAACCACUAUUCUAUGUUGAAGAUGAUGAGGUGGAUUUUGAAAAGUUGAUCAACGCACCGCUGCCAAAGGUGCCGAGGGAGGCUACUUUUACUGCUCACUGGUUAGCGGUGGAGGGAGUUCAGCCGACCAUCCCACAAAAUCCUACCUCAGCCGAUUCGCGUAAUCUUGAGUUACUUUCAAAAGGACCGAACGCGAAUAUUAAUUUAGCCGCGAUGAGCGGCAACGAAAAUGUCUCUGUAAAGCCUUUGGUUAAGCACAUACUAUCCAAGGAGCUACAAAUAUAUUUCGAGAAAGUGUGCACUGCAUUCCUAGACGAGUCGAACGAGGAAUACCGGCUCUCUGCUUUUGCGAGUCUAAAGGAAGACCCCGGGCUACACCAGCUCGUCCCUUAUUUCGUUCAAUUUAUAUCCGAGAAGGUCACGCACAGCCUCAAGGACCUAUUUGUGUUGACUGAAGUUAUGCAUAUGACGGAAGCGCUAAUACAGAACUCAACAUUAUUUGUCGACCCAUAUGUUGCCUCCCUGAUACCGCCUGUGUUGACAUGCCUGAUUGGGCGCCAACUCGAGGGUGGGUCGGAUCCUCUGGAGCAUUUCAGUCUUCGCGAGCUCGCUGGAUCUCUUAUUGGGAUGAUUGCUAGAAAGUACUCGCAUUCUUCUCAUGCUCUUAAACCGCGGUUGGCCAGGACAUUCCUAAAGAACUUUAUGGACCCUAGUAAGCCGUUCGGCACGCACUACGGCUCGAUAAUCGGGCUGCAUUCGAUUGGAGGACCUGAUGUUGUUCGGGAACUGGUCAUUCCUAAUCUUCCCAUGUACGAAGUUGUACUCAAAGAUGUUGUGGGCGAUGAGGGGUUACGGAAGUUGGAGGCAGAAAAGGUGAUUGGGGCUCUGCUCGCAGUGCUUUCAACACUUGUGGACGACAAGGUGCCAUUUACUAAUGGCCUCACAAACGGCGCGAUGGAAACCUUAAGCAACCAGCUAAGAGAGAAAAUCGGCGAUUUGCUGGCUGCAAGGAUCACGGACGCAGGCAACAUACGGCUUGCACAGGCCAUUCUUGAGUAG
Molecule: messenger RNA, 1335 nt
Organism: Ophidiomyces ophidiicola
Lineage: Eukaryota; Fungi; Ascomycota; Eurotiomycetes; Onygenales; Onygenaceae
Gene: taf6
Product: histone H4-like TAF Taf6, SAGA complex subunit
Exons: 3
Coding region: 1-1335 (444 amino acids)
Biological process (GO): RNA polymerase II preinitiation complex assembly; transcription initiation at RNA polymerase II promoter
Cellular component (GO): transcription factor TFIID complex; SLIK (SAGA-like) complex; SAGA complex
Molecular function (GO): protein heterodimerization activity; RNA polymerase II general transcription initiation factor activity; transcription coactivator activity
Source: RefSeq, a predicted model, not a curated record